GACAUUGCGCGAAAUGCGGAAGUACGUGUAGCGGAACACGUGAGAAGUGUAUAGGGGUUUGUUUAUUUAUUUAAUUUGUAUUUUUUUGGUCUUUUUUUUUUUUUUUAAACGAAGAUGAAGCGAACAAAAAGAGAAAGCCGAGAGGAUUUCGACGCGGAUCGGGAUUUUCUGGAUCAGGUUCUGAACAAGCUGUACGAUUUUGGAGAUGGACCAGACGACAAGCGCUCAAAGAAAGCGCACAAAAAGAGGAAACGCAUCAUGCAGGAAGACGAGGAGGACGUGCCGGCGCAAGAAGACGAUUCGGAUCAGAUCGACGGCGAAACCGACGCCGCCAGCGACGGAAGGGUCUCCGCCUCGACGUCGGCCGCCUCCGGGGCUUUAGAAAGGAAAACGCCGCGUGUGGAGAUCGUCACGUUUCAGGAUCCGCUCAAGAAGAACACGUUAAAACGGCCGGUCGAACCAGACACCAGGCCAGCUGAAGGGAAGGAGAAAAAGAAAACGGAACCCGAUGUUCUAAGCAUGGAAAAGGCCCGGCUGGACGUCCACCGGUUCGGCAUCACGGGAUUCCAGAAGCAACAGCAGAGAGUUUUCGAGCAGGACAGAGCCAUCAUGCUGGGAGCCAGGCCUCCGAAGAAGGACUACGUCAAUUAUAAAGCGUACCAGCAAAUGAUAAAGGACAAAAAGUCGAAAGAAAAGGAAGAGGAGGCCAAAUCGGACGCGCAGAAAAAGAAGAAGAAAUGGUCCGGAAAGCAGAAGAACGUGAAGCGCAAAUCCGGUCCCUCCGGCGCAGACCCGACGGGACACGUGGGCCGCUUCAAGAACGGCAUGCUGGUCCUGAGCUCGAAGGACAUUCAGAAAUUAAACCGCAAAGUGAGAAAGUGAGCGAGAGAGAGCAAGAGAGAGAGGAAUUUUGCUGCUUAAACAGGACUGAGACGGAUCUCCACCACGAAAUCGAAACCGAUGUCGUGCAGUGCAUUAUGGGUAGACGUGAACCAUACAGCGAGAACUAUCACGAUGCUUGCUAUUUAAACCCGCCGAUACUUGAUGUCGUCAUUUCAGGAUAUCGAUACAUGAUGUAUACAUUUCCCAGACUUAAAGUGAGUGUCGUGUUUUGUGUGAGACAUAAAGAAUGAAGAAUGAAACCCCCGACACGCGCUUUGCUCAUCACAGUUUUUACUCAUUUAUGAAAAAAGAGAGAGAAAAAGAGAGAGAGAGAGAGGGUGGGGGGAGGAGGAAAAAAGUGACGUUCGUAUGACACGCUAUAAUUACAACGCAGCCGUAAUGCGAUGUACAAAACCACACGGAGGUACAAAAACGUUCACAUUGGCAGGAGUAGAAGAAGAAAGAAAAAAAACGAACGAAAAGCGAAAGACUCACGGCACAGCAUUUAAAACACUCGGAGGGUUCGGCUCGAGGGAUCGGUCGCGAUUGACUUCUUCUGUGGCGUGUUUUUUUUUUUUUUUUUUUUUUUUUU
Molecule: messenger RNA, 1474 nt
Organism: Ictalurus punctatus (channel catfish)
Lineage: Eukaryota; Metazoa; Chordata; Actinopteri; Siluriformes; Ictaluridae
Gene: fsaf1
Product: chromosome 2 C1orf131 homolog
Exons: 7
Coding region: 115-882 (255 amino acids)
Source: RefSeq, a predicted model, not a curated record